Messenger RNA from Dermacentor silvarum, 1462 nucleotides. Its product is annotated as cathepsin D. The record is from RefSeq and is a predicted model, not a curated record. NCBI's taxonomy places the organism in Eukaryota, Metazoa, Arthropoda, Arachnida, Ixodida, Ixodidae. The transcript is spliced from 7 exons. Gene Ontology annotation, biological process: proteolysis; cell death. Gene Ontology annotation, molecular function: aspartic-type endopeptidase activity. Gene Ontology annotation, cellular component: lysosome. Bases 83 to 1255 code for a protein of 390 amino acids.
CCCCAACUUAAAACGCGGGCGAACAGGUCGAUUUGUCCAUUGUCCUGUGCUCAUCAUACUACACCGGCCACAACUGAGCACGAUGAUACGAAGGCUUCCAACUUUGGCUGUCUGUGCCGUGCUCCUAGGAGCCGCUUCGGCAUUGAUAAGGGUACCACUGCAUAAGAUGAAAAGCAUCCGGCAGCAGUACCGAGAAUUCGGCUGGCCACUCAACAUUACUCACGAUUGGACCGUGAAUGACGCUAACGGACCCAUUCCGGAGCCCCUGAAGAACUACCUCGAUCUCCAGUACUACGGCAACAUCACACUGGGCACCCCUCCUCAAGUGUUCGCUGUCAUCUUCGAUACAGGCUCGUCAAACCUCUGGGUGCCCUCCAGCAAGUGUCCAGUGAGCAGUGCUGCAUGUCGUGUGCACCACAAGUAUUACAGCAAUGAGUCGAGCACGUACGUCAAGAACGGCACCCACUUCGAGAUUGAGUACGGGAGUGGUAGCGUGAAGGGCGAAUUGAGCUCUGACACCUUCAGCUUAGGCAAAGUCAGCGUCAAGGGCCAGACGUUCGCCGAAAUUACGGACGAGGACAGCGAAAGCUUCGCCGUCGCGAAGUUCGACGGCGUCUUGGGCUUGGGCUACCCGCAGGCCGCGGUUCUCGGUGUACCGCCCGUAUUCGACAGCAUGCUGGAGCAAGGCGUAGCCGAGAAGCCCGUGUUUGCCUUCUAUCUGGACCGCAACGCCGAAGACCCCAACGGAGGUGAAGUACUGUUCGGCGGCAUCGACGAAGCGCACUACAAAGGAGACAUCACCUAUCUGCCCGUGACGAAGAAGGGUUAUUGGCAGUUCAAAAUGGACGGAAUGAGUCUGUCUGACAAGGCGACCUUCUGCAAGGGCGGCUGCCAAGCAAUCGCCGACACUGGCACAUCCAUGCUCGUCGGUCCCUCGGUCGACGUCAAGAAGAUUAACGAACUCAUAGGGGCUAAAGAAGCCUCACCUGGACAGUAUCUCGUGGACUGCGAAUCUCUCCCUUCGUUACCCAAGGUUACCUUUCACCUAAGCAAACGAGAGUUCGUGCUCAGCCCAGACGACUAUGUUUUGAAGGUGACACAGGAAGGAACCACCUUUUGCUUGAGCGGAUUUACCCCCAUGGACUUUCCACCGGAGAUGGGGCCCUUGUGGAUACUUGGAGACAUGUUCAUAGGCCGAUACUACACCAUCUUCGACAGGGGCAACGACCGCGUUGGCUUCGCCGAGGCCCGCUAGUCAACACCUAUGCAACGGAGAGAACACUGCUUCGCCUAAGAUCCGCAUUCCAAACCGGGCUCUUUCUGUCGCUGCCACACACUACACAUUAUCAAAGACCAGCAUCCUUAUUCAACCUGUGAAUUUUCCAUCGUAGUUCAUCCCGUGUCUGGUUCGCGAGGUGUGCUGCAGAAACAGAUUGAAAUAAAUACCGUCAGCAGAUCCCUG